GCACGGACCACGGUUGGAAGGCGGAGCGUUAUCAUCAGCCAACGCUGCUUCAUUUUUUUACAUCUUUAACGAGCAACCACAAGGCAGCUGCCUCCACACGGUUAGAGAGGCAGCGCACAGGCCAAUCGCUCGUACAAAAUGCCGUUCGACCUGGACGCAUGCAUAUCCUCGCUGCUCAACAAGCAGCUGCUGGGCGAAGCGCUGCUCAAGGAGAUCUGCGAAAAGACCAAGGAGCUUCUCAUGCGCGAGAGCAACGUCGUGCACAUAUCUGCGCCUGUUACUGUCGUUGGGGACAUACAUGGACAAUACUACGAUCUGAUUGAGAUCUUUCGGAUAGGCGGCUACUGCCCGCACACGAACUAUCUUUUUCUGGGGGACUAUGUCGACCGGGGCCUCUUCUCUGUCGAGACCAUCUCGCUGCUGACGUGCCUCAAGUUGCGAUACCCAGACCGCGUCCAGCUGAUCCGGGGCAACCACGAGUCGAGGGCGGUGACGCAGACGUACGGCUUCUACACCGAGUGUACGCGCAAGUACGGAAGCGCAAACGUCUGGACGUACUUUACGGACAUGUUCGACUUUCUCACGCUCAGCGUCGUCAUUGACGAUCGGAUAUUCUGCGUACAUGGAGGUUUGAGUCCAAGCGUACAUUACAUUGACCAGAUCAAGAUCAUCGAUCGCUUCAGAGAAAUUCCGCACGACGGGCCGAUGGCGGAUCUAGUAUGGUCCGACCCGGAUCCGGACAAGGAAGAGUUUGCACUCUCGCCGCGCGGUGCGGGUUACACGUUCGGUGCGUCGGUCGUGAAGCACUUUCUGGAGCGCAACAACAUGUCGCACAUCCUACGCGCGCACCAGCUGUGCAUGGCCGGCUUCAGCGUAUUAUACGACGACCGCCUGUCCACCGUCUGGAGCGCGCCGAACUACUGCUAUCGGUGCGGCAACCUCGCGAGCAUCCUCGAGGUCGGCCCCGGCGGGACGAGGCACUUCAACACGUUCGAGGCUGCGCCCGAGAAUGAGAUCGAUGGCCCAGCGCAGGCGCAGCAGAACAGCCAAAAGUACGACUCUGUCAAUUACUUCUUAUAGAGCCAUAGCAAGUCGACGGCGACGACGACGACGAUACCACCAGCCGUGUUCUCGCAUCAACGAUGGAGAUGCAGCUCUGCGCGUACCUAGCAUGCUCGGGGGCAUCCCCACGUCUGUGCGCCCUAUCUACCACGCCGAACGCCCA
This is a messenger RNA of Tilletiaria anomala UBC 951, 1225 nucleotides long. Its product is annotated as Metallo-dependent phosphatase. The transcript has 6 exons. Bases 139 to 1080 code for a protein of 313 amino acids. Gene Ontology annotation, cellular component: FAR/SIP/STRIPAK complex. Lineage: Eukaryota; Fungi; Basidiomycota; Exobasidiomycetes; Georgefischeriales; Tilletiariaceae. Gene Ontology annotation, molecular function: protein serine/threonine phosphatase activity. Gene Ontology annotation, biological process: peptidyl-serine dephosphorylation. The record is from RefSeq and is a predicted model, not a curated record.